AUGCUCCGAGUGGACGCUGCCGAAGGUUGCAUGGAUAUUUUGUUGAUGGUCAGCUACUUCAUUUUUGGAACACUCCGCUUAUCAGAACUCUGCAACGGACUCUUCUGGACUUAUAAGGAAUAUUACAUAGCGACAUGGUGUUACAACCAGACUUAUGUGUCAGCCAUACUACGAUGUUUCGGCGUUCUAGUUAUCUCAUUUCAACGAUAUAUUUCACUUUGUCAACACGGUCAACAAGUUGAGCAAAUCAUCAACACUUCACAUCGAUGGAUUCUUCCUAUUCUCCAAUGGGCAGUGCCCACAGUAUAUUCAGUACCACUUCUUGUCUUCAGCAAUGCCACUUUUAAAAGUUCAGAAAACAUGGAGGUGCUGAUUGAACGGCAGUCCAUAACGCUAGCUACAUCGAUGACAGCUACUUUCGUUCUCGUCACAUUCAUGCUCUGUAGCAUGUGCUAUGGGACGAUACUGAGAUUUCUGAUCAAAAAUCGGUUCAGUAAUAGCGGGGCCUUGAAACGGGAGCGGAGGCUAUAUGUGCAGAUGCUGGGACUGUUUGUCGGUUUCGUCCUUCUUGUCGUCUUCUACAUCCUGCAGUUUACAUUCUCACUUCAUUCCAAUGUAGGUGACUUAGUAAUAUGA
Cooperia oncophora is the source of this 636-nucleotide messenger RNA. Lineage: Eukaryota; Metazoa; Nematoda; Chromadorea; Rhabditida; Trichostrongylidae. The record is from the annotation of a GenBank genome assembly.